UAAUAAGUACUGUGAAUCCCAGAAUUCUAUAUGUGACCGUACGAGGAAACGAAUAAUCAAACUCAGCAAAUCACCGCAGGCACAGACAGAAGGUCUCCCCCCUAAUUAAAGUAGCUGCCGAACACAACAGGGUCCCGGCGGGCCCCUCAUGCUGACGCCACAAUCGGUUGCUGUCCGGCGUUCCUGACGCCAGCGUACGACGGCUCCGUCGUCAGUAUUCGACGUAUAUGGUCCCUUUAAAUUCGUUAAAUUCCAAAUCAUAUUUAAUGAUUAAAUUACAAAACUUUCUCUCUGUUGAGGCUUUCAGGGCAGAAUUGUGUCGGCAAUGAUAUGAUUUUUGGGCCUGGAAUUUGCUGUGUCAAAGUGUAACCGAAAAUCAAAUUGAGCAUUUCCAACUUUGAUGCGUGGAAAUUGCUUUUGUUAUGGUUCUGUAACAAAAAAUAGUUUUAGAGCCUCCCGUUGUCAGAGUUUAGCUGGUGUUUGUUGAGAAGGGUGGAAAGACUCAUGAAGAGGCUAGUAAGUAGGCAUCCAACUGUGGUUCAACCUUUUCUUGUUGUUUUUUCUUAUUUUCAGUUGGCGCUGGUUUUGGUUCUGGGAUUUACUAGUGCAUUACAGUACGAUGGAGAAUGUGAGAACAAGAAGGCAUUGAAUCCCAGGCCUCACAGUGUGUCUCUUUUGGAGUUUGGGGCAGUCGGAGAUGGGAAAACAUUGAACACAGUAGCUUUCCAAAAUGCCGUUUUCUAUGUCAAGUCAUUUGCUGACAAGGGUGGUGCUCAGCUCUAUGUUCCGCCUGGCCGGUGGCUCACUGGGAGCUUUAACCUCACCAGCCACCUCACGCUCUUCCUUGAGACCGGUGCAACUAUUCUUGGAUCCCAGGACUAUACUCACUGGGAAAUUGAGGAACCCCUGCCUUCUUAUGGUCGCGGGAUUGAUUUUCCAGGUUGGAGAUAUCGUAGCUUGAUCAACGGUGAUGAUCUACAAGAUGUGGUGAUAACAGGUGGUAAUGGAACCAUAGAUGGACAGGGUUCUGUGUGGUGGGAGCAAUUCAGCUCUCAUUCGUUGAAUUACAGCAGACCACAUCUUGUGGAAUUCACCAGAUGUGAUAAUAUCGUUAUAUCGAAUCUGACUUUCUUGAACUCCCCUGCUUGGAACAUUCAUCCUACAUAUUGCAGGUAUGUGAAAGUCCAAAACUUAACUGUUCAUGCUUCUCCUGCAUCUCCAUAUACUAGCGGAAUAGUCCCAGAUUCUUCUGAGCAUGUUUGCAUUGAGAACUGCAACAUUAGUAUGGGUCAUGAUGCAAUUGUUCUUAAGAGCGGUUGGGAUGAGUAUGGAAUCGCCUAUGGCAAACCGACCAAAAGUGUACACAUCCGGGCCGUCAACCUUCAAUCUUCUUUAGGCUCCGGCCUGGCAUUUGGGAGUGAGAUGUCUGGAGGCAUUUUAAACGUACUAGUAGAGCGACUUCAUCUGUCUAACUCAUUCGUUGGCAUUGCACUCAAGACAACUAGAGGAAGAGGAGGAUAUAUGAAAGACAUUGUUAUAUCGAAUGUAGAAAUGCACAACAUUCACACAGCAAUUCAGGUCACUGGUCAGAGUGGCUCUCAUCCUGAUGAUAAGUUUGACCCUGAUCAAGUUCCAUUUGUUAAAGGAAUCACCUUUGACAACAUGGUCGGCAGUAAUAUUACAUUUGCUGGGAAUUUUUCUGGAAUCUACGAAUCACCUUUCACAUCUAUUUGUCUCUCAAAUGUGUCAUUCUCCGUGACUUGGGAUUCUUCUAGCUCAUGGUUCUGUUCCGAUGUGAAGGGGUUUUCCCAGAAGGUUUCUCCAGAACCAUGUUCAGACCUCAAGGAAUCAUCUUUUAAUGGUUCCUCAUCUUGCUUCUUUUCCUUAUACCCUUACAAUUAUGCUACAGAUUUUUGAGAUGCCAAAAGAAAAAAGAAAAAAUCAUCUAUUCUGUACAUCAGAGAUACCAAGAGCUAGCUUGCACUUAUACAUUGAUUUUUCCAAUAAAUCUCCAAUUUAUACAAACAAGCA
This is a messenger RNA of Rosa rugosa (rugosa rose), 2031 nucleotides long. RefSeq names its product probable polygalacturonase. Lineage: Eukaryota; Viridiplantae; Streptophyta; Magnoliopsida; Rosales; Rosaceae. Gene Ontology annotation, biological process: carbohydrate metabolic process. The record is from RefSeq and is a predicted model, not a curated record. The transcript has 7 exons. Gene Ontology annotation, molecular function: polygalacturonase activity. Bases 505 to 1917 code for a protein of 470 amino acids.